AUGCACACGGACAGCAGAACGAAUCUUCAAUCACGCACUCCUGCUUCUCGAUAUUCAACACCCAGCGCCCUAUCUGCUAGAGUAGACAGCCUUCGAAGCAUGAACAUGGCGGGAUCAAACAACGCAGAGCGUCCAAUGUUCGCAAUACUGAUGACAUUCAAGCAUCCAACCCCCGCCAUUUUCGCCAAAAAAUGGAUCAGCGAGUUCUCCAAUGUGGCCAACGAAUACAGAGAGGGGAACUACUCAGACACCCCAAGAUAUACUUCUAAAUCCUUCGACCUCGUUUUGGCAUUCAAUGCUGAAGCCAACACUCUCGGCUUCACCAAAGAUAACAUGCCGCCAGAACACGCUGCAGGGCAUCCUGGUCCCGAGAAAAACCCAUUCGUCUAUGCCCAAGCCACCCGGACCGUUGUCAAUACAACUCUCAUCCACUGGACUCGUUUGCGCGAGGGCGAAGUUAUUGGAGGCAAGCAGUGGCACACCGCGAGCGCAAAUUACAAGACGGCAGUCAAUGCGCUAUUUUUGAAAGUCGAUCAGGCUGAAGAGGUUGGGCUUUGCCAGACUGAGAUCGAUCAGGAGUUAUUUGAGCGUAUGGCGAGGAAAGAGGGGACCAAGUUGUGUGGCACACCAGAAGGAGAUUGCCAGGCGAUUUGCGAAGUGGAGUUCCGAAAAGCCGGUGAAGUAUACCGAUCGUUCAACACUGCGCAUGUAUAUGGUAUACAGAAUGGGAUUGGCUCGAGGUAUGUCCAUCUAGCUGACGAUGUCGUGAACUUUGUUUUCUGCAUCUCCUCACCAUCAUUAGAACAAACUCUUCACAAACAGAAUCUAGAUUUCCCAAAGCAAAUGUAUGGCCCAAUCGCUCUCCUCAAACCCACAUCCCACAAUCAAACCAAACUACCCAAACCCAACCCAUGGCCCACCAACAACGAUCCUCCUGGCCCAAAAGCUUCUCCUCCUUCGACUCCCUCGAAGAAGAAGCCUCGAUCAUCAGCACAAUACUCAACUCCAGUCUCAGAAGACGAACUCCAAAGACGAGCUCUUCAGGCCUCGAUCGAGACACUCAAAGAAGAGAUUGCGGCGUUGGAGAAGCAGCUCAAGGAUACUGCGCAGGAACGUAUGGAGAUUAGAUUGGAAAUACAGAUUUUGAGGAGGAAUGAGACAUUGAGACUUCAGAGGUUGAGGAGGGAGUUGUUGGAUGCUGGGAUGCUGGGGGCCGUGGAGAUUUUUAGAUGUGAGGUGAGGAGAAUCCUCCCACCGUUGCGUCCUUCAAUACCAUUGGUGUACAUUUCAAGAGGGAUAUCGGAUCAGCUUGUGAUCCACUACAGAUUCUCACUUGCUUUUAUUUCCAGACAUAGCUCCAAUCAGCAAGUACAGAACAGCAACACGGGGUGCAUGGCCAGCCCUGGUCCUACGAAGGUGCUCGAACAAUAUUCUACGCGAGAAACGCAUUCAUUUCCACAGCCAUGA
Molecule: messenger RNA, 1467 nt
Organism: Pseudocercospora fijiensis CIRAD86
Lineage: Eukaryota; Fungi; Ascomycota; Dothideomycetes; Mycosphaerellales; Mycosphaerellaceae
Exons: 14
Coding region: 1-1467 (488 amino acids)
Source: RefSeq, a predicted model, not a curated record